UCAAUGGAAGUAUACAUGACAUUUUGUUUACAGUCCCUUUAAAACAUGAAAUGGGGAUAUUUACUCUUUUAUUACUAAAUCAGUAAUUUUCCAAAUGAAGAACUAUGUUUUCAGAGAAGUAUAAAAUGAUGUAAUGGGUAGGGAAGAAGAGGAUGAGAUAUCCUUGACUCCUAAUCAGGUUGACCCCUCCAGCUAUUCUGGUAAACAGCCCAGCACUCCCUGUCUAGAUUCUCCGCUACAGUUUAACUACCCACAACAUUUACCUGUCCUAAACCCAUCUCCGACCCUGAAUUAUCAAUUCUCUCCACAAUGUCCAAGCACCUCUCAACAAUAUCCAAUCUAUGGCGCGGACGAAAGAUUGUAUCUCGGGCGAUCUCAAUCCGUUAACAAUCCUGAUUUAUCCCUGUACAACCCUAGCUCUCUAAAUCUACAGUCACGAGUUGCGGGGAGUAUAUUUUCUCUUUCAUCUACCUCCCAACCAUCCAUAGGAUUUGGAACGGACCAUUCUAUUGCUGAAAGAUUGAAUGAAUGUGAAGUAAAUAAAUUAUAUUCUAAAAUACCUAAACUAGAAUCUAUACAUCAUAGUAGAGAUAUGAACCCACAACUAGUUCCUUGUACAACCAACUCCAAGAUGUUGGAGAAUAAACCCGCUCCUAGCUGUCCUGUGAAUACCUUACACCAGACCAUACUGCCUAGUAUAGUGGAGCAAGAUAAAAAUAUUGAAACUAAACCUCAAGGAGAUAUAAGAUGGGGUACUAUGAUCCCCCUGAUAGGGGGUAGUGCAUUAGGAUGCUGUAAUGCCGCAGGAUCAAAACCGCUCUUCCAUCUCACUUAUACAGCUUUUGGAAACAAUGAACGCCAUCUCUGUCGAUACUGGCCAGAUGUUCCCUAUAUAGAUCUGGAGAAGACAGAGAUUCCUCAGGAGUUUACCAGGGAUAUUGAUUUCAUCAACACAGUGUGCCCCUGCGCUGGAUUAUCUAUGCUAAAUACGUCAAAAGGAGAGAAGUCACGAGGUUCAGAUGCUGUGCAGAAUCAAUGGAUGAUACGAUCUGCUGUUUUUGUCCUGGAAACUAUAAAACCUAAAUGUUUCUGGGGGGAGAACGCUCCCGGUCUUUUUACUUCAGUUGGAGAAGAGAUGCUGAGUACACUUAGAGAAAUAGGAUCAAGGUUCAACUACUCCUUUUCUGCUGUGAAGACGAAUACUGAGCUCCAUGGUAUCCCGCAGCGUAGAAUCAGAACUUUCUAUUUCUUCUGGAGAUCAGAAACUGUCCCUAUCCUCUCAUGGAAGAAAGUUGGUAGAAAGAAGCUGGUGGAGUUUCUUUCUGAAAUCCCUAGCUCGGCCACACACCAGGAUUGGUACAUGACUCCGGGUCUAGCCUCGGAUAGGUUUAAACCCUACCUGUUUGUCCUGCAGAGGGAGGGAUUAUCUCACGCAGAGUUCUCACAAAAGUUCGUCAAGGGAACCAUCACGGAUUAUCUUUUCAAGGCAAAUCUUAUUCAGGAGUGCAUUGACUGGUUGAAGAUUCACUAUCCUGAGGAGGGAUUUUACGGACAGGCUGGUGGGAAGAAAUGUCGAACCUUUAUCCAAUAUCUGGAGCACGCAAGGAUGAAAGUAAACAAGGGUUUAGGAUACUGGGAUGAUUCACCAAGAUUUGUUGGGUUGGAUUACUGGCCAGCUAUGAUAAGGAAGAGUAUGAUUACAGCUGUACACCCGGUAGAGGACAGAUAUCUGAAUGUUCGUGAGAUGAUGCAUCUAAUGGGAUUACCCUUGGACUUUCAGAUUGAUCAUCCGAGAAGUAUCAACCAUAUUGCGCAGAAUGUACCGGUGUGUACUGCGCAAGCGUAUGCCGAGGAGGUGAUCAAGUUCUGCAGAGGCAACCUGGAGAUGACGCCGUACUCCUUCAUGAAGCAGGAUAACACAAACCAUCAAACCACCAGUACAGAGUAUCCAUCAAAACAGAUUAUGUCGGGAGAAAGUUGGAAGAAAAUUCAAGCUCAGUGCACGUCGGUCAGUCCUAUUAAUAAGAAGAAACCUCCUAAAGAAAAGGUUCCUAAAGUUCCGAAGAAUCCAAAAGUUCUGAAGGUUUCUGGAACUUUUAGAGAUAUAAGAAUGGCAAUGUUGCUGAAAAAGGAAGAAGCAAGACAGAGGGAUAGAUUAGCGAUGAAUAGGUUACAAUAUAACAACUAUGGAACUCAAAAUAUAUUUCAGUAUUCUCCAAAAUUUGCAGCGUUAACAAGCAUUAACCCACUGUCACAGGAUCUACGGGUUUCAGGAGAAAACUCCCACGGUCUCACUAAGGUUGAACACUCAGAUAAACCUUCUAUAAGAUGUUUUGUCUGCUCUAUAGAACUGAGUCCAGUCACCAGGUGUUUAGUUUAUGAUCAUUACUCAGUUCAUUUCCAGGACCAGCUAAUAAAGAACAAUGGAUCUAGAUCUGAAUGUAGGAUCUGCUUGCUUAAAUACUCAAAACCUCGACGCCUUGCAGUUCAUAUUGGUCGGGGGCACUCACUAGUAGAACAGUUUAUUCCUCUAACUGCAAGAAUUAAUCCUAAAUCAAGUUUAUCAGCUGGCAUUAAAGAAGAGGUAAAACCUGAAGUCAAGUUAGAACCCUUUGAGAGGAGAAAAGUAUCUGUGACCAAGCAAAGAGAAAAGGUUUGUUAUAUCUGCAAGAAAACCGUGAGAUAUAGAAAGUUUAAUGACAUGUUAGACCAUUAUUGCAAUCACUUGAAAGUGGAACUCAGCGGUUUCAACUCGAAUACUUCCUCCUGUGAUUAUUGUGAGAAAACGUUUGAUCCUAAUGUUCCAAAAACUUUAUACCGACAUGUAGGACUAACUCACAAGAAGAUUCUUGAAUUAUCCCAGAAGAUGCGAAGUUGGAAACAAAUUUUACAGUGUCUUUAGAUGUAAGUGAAAUUAGUGCCAUGUAUCCUAAACUAAAAAAUGAAACAUCAAAAAGUCAGACUAGUACUACAAUCGGAGAUUCCUCUGGUUAUGUAGCCGCUGCUGAAAGUCAGACUAGUACUACAAUCAGAGAGAUCUCUAGCCAUGAAGCUGCUGCUGAAAGACAGACUAGUACUCCAAUCAGAGAGAUCUAUAGCCAUAUAGCUGCUGCUGAAAGUCAGACUAGUACUCCAAUCAGAGAGAUCUCUAGCCAUAUAGCUGCUGCUGAAAGUCAGACUAGUACUCCAAUCAGAGAGAUCUCUAGCCAUAUAGCUGCUGCUGAAAGUCGGACUAGUAAGCCAAUCAAAGAAAAGGUUUGUUAUAUCUGCAAGAAAACCGUGAGAUAUAGAAAGUUUAAUGACAUGUUAGACCAUUAUUGCAAUCACUUGAAAGUGGAACU
Molecule: messenger RNA, 3341 nt
Organism: Eurytemora carolleeae
Lineage: Eukaryota; Metazoa; Arthropoda; Copepoda; Calanoida; Temoridae
Exons: 14
Coding region: 134-2902 (922 amino acids)
Molecular function (GO): methyltransferase activity
Source: RefSeq, a predicted model, not a curated record